This is a messenger RNA of Carlito syrichta (Philippine tarsier), 1302 nucleotides long. It is a transcript of the gene CCDC166, whose product is annotated as coiled-coil domain containing 166. The record is from RefSeq and is a predicted model, not a curated record. The transcript has 2 exons. The coding region runs from base 1 to 1302 and encodes 433 amino acids. Lineage: Eukaryota; Metazoa; Chordata; Mammalia; Primates; Tarsiidae.
AUGGCGCCCAAGAAGAAGCGCGGGCCAGUUGUGGGGCGCCAGCCAGGCGCAGCCGGCCGGCGGGCCGAGCCGUCACUGUCGGAGCGCGCUCAGUACCUACAGCGCGAAUACGCGCUGCUGUCGCAGGAGCUGGAAGCCUGCGAGGAGCGCGUGGACCGCGUGCUACAGGAGAACUCCUUCCUGGACAGAGAGGCGCUGCGCCUGCGCGAAGAGAACCGGCUCUAUGCUAGUUACGUGAGCGCGCGCGCCCAGCGCUGCGCCAACUCCAUCGUGCGGCUGGACGAGCAGAACCGCGUGGACCUAGCGCAGAUCCGGUGGCAGCGGGCAGAGCUGGCCUCACUCUACCACGGGCGCGAGGAUGGGGUGCGCGCACAACUGCUGGAGAUGGAGGCUCGAGCCACACAGAUGACGCGGCAGGUGCAGGAGCUGCAGCCGUACAAGGAUCUGCAGCUGGAGCAGCUGGCCCGGAUCCGUGCGCUGGAGCGCGAGCUGCUGCACGUACGCGUGGAGCACACGCAACUACUUCACCGUGUGAAGGGGCGCUUCUUGGAGGACAAGGCGGCUUUUGAGCGCGAGGCGCGCCAGCAUGUGCAGUCCUUGACGCGGCGUGCGGAGCAGGAGGCGGCACGCGCGCUCGUCGCGCACACUCAAGCCAUCAAAGCCGACAACUGGCGCCUGCGGCAAGAGUUGUUGCGUCUUCUCCGCCGGGCCCAACUGCUGUACGACACCCGGUACCAGUUGCUGGAACAGCGCGAGCAGCUGCGGCGCGAGCACGAGGACAUGCGGGACCUGGCGCGUGUCCACCGCUGGCUGCGCAGGGGCCCCGAGGGCCCGCCACUUUGGCAGCCACCUGUCUCCUCCCAGGCCAUCUCACGCCCCGGCUCUUUAACCUCCCCUGUAGGCGCUUCACGCACGGCCUCCCGGGCCCCAUCUGUGGUUUCGUCGCGCACGGUCUCCCAGCUCCCUUCAUUGGUGCCAUCGAGCGUGGACACUAGGGUACCAUCACUGGUCACCUCAAAGGCGGGCUCCCGGAUUCCAUCCCUAACGCCGUCGCACUCAUGCUCCCGGGUCCCAUCACAGGCAAACUCUCAGAUCCUGUUGCUGGCGCGGAUCCGCGAGGGCUCCCGGAUCUCUUCGUCCUCUUUGCAUGCGGCCUCGCAGGAGACUCUCCCUUAUGCGAAGUCUGGCCCCGAGCAUCCCUUGGGUCUGUCCCAGGAUCAGGAUAGGGCUCUUCUCCCGCCUCAGUCGGAGGAGAUCAUGAACACUGAUGCUACAACGGAAGCUGCCUCGGAGAGAGCCUGA